This is a messenger RNA of Vollenhovia emeryi, 3044 nucleotides long. RefSeq lists its product as uncharacterized. Gene Ontology annotation, molecular function: aspartic-type endopeptidase activity. NCBI's taxonomy places the organism in Eukaryota, Metazoa, Arthropoda, Insecta, Hymenoptera, Formicidae. The record is from RefSeq and is a predicted model, not a curated record. The transcript is spliced from 4 exons. The annotation marks the transcript as partial. Gene Ontology annotation, biological process: proteolysis.
AUGUCCGAGCGAAUGGCCAAGCAACGGCUGUUGCAACGCUCGAUCGAACGCGCCAUGGACAACUUCAAAAAAAUUGGAAAGAACAAUGUGACUCCCGCAAAGAUUCGCACCCGGAUCGCAUCGCUUAAAGAAGCUUGGUCGCAAUAUCAAGAAGGUCACGCCACUCUGACGCAGGUGACGCCUGCUGCCACGCAGGCCACAUUGGACUACUUCACCCAGGGUCAAUUCGAGAGCACCGAGGACGUUUUCACUACAACGUGGGAGUACAUGGCGGAGCUGUUGGAGGAGAUGGAGCCGAUCUUGCAAACCUUGCGAGAUAAAGUAAAUCAUGCGGUAGCGGCGCUCAAAAACCUUACUCGAAAGUCGGAGGAACUUUGGAACGACACUCUCGUUCACCUCAUCGUUCAAAAAUUAGAUCCGAUCACGCGGAAAGCUUGGAACGUCAAAGUCGGCGAUACCGACGAUCCCCCAUCGUACGACGACCUGAAGAAUUUUCUAACAUCUCGCGCUCGCGCAUUGGAAGAUUUUGCGAUAGCCUCAUCCUCGAAAGCCGCUGUCACGUCCAAAGUUCACACCGCAACUGCAUCCGCGCAUGCACAGAACAAAUGUCCGCUGUGCAAAUCUCAACAUUUUCUAAAUUUGUGCCCUAAGUUUAUAAGCAAGAGUGCGAGUCAACGUCGGGAAAUUAUUAAGCAGCACCAACGAUGCUUCAAUUGUUUGAGCGCGAAACAUGCCGUCCAGGCGUGUCGCAGUAAAUAUUCUUGUCGCGUGUGCGACAAGAAGCAUCAUUCUAUGCUGCACUCCGACUCGGACUCUUGCUCUAGCUCCUCCGACGCGGCCGCGCUUAAUUGCUCGUCGCCUCAAAUUGCAGAUUCGAAACCGGAAGUCAAUUCGCUCCUCGUUUCGACAGCGACGAAAAAUCUCUCUCCGAUCUUACUCGCGACAGCCUGGGUCACCGUGCGCGUAGCGUCCGGUCGCACCGCGGUCGUUCGAGCGCUCCUCGACCAAGGAUCAGAAAUGACGUUCAUUUCACAAACCCUGGCGCAAACCUUGCGCGCAAAACGCCUGAAGAUGCCGAUAUCCGUAUCCGCCGUCGGUGGCAUAAACGCUGGUACGUUCCAGCACGUAACAAAUAUUUUCAUUUCGUCGCGGAAAUCUCUCGUUCCGUCAUUCGCCACAACCGCGCUUAUUCUCAAAUCGCUGACUUCAUAUACUCCGAAACGCAAUGCGGACAUUUCGUCGCUGUCGUACCUCUCGGACUUGCCAUUAGCCGACGCGGAUCCGACGAGUUCCGACCCUAUUAGUAUUAUUAUUGGGGCCGAUCUGUACAGCGACAUCAUCCUGGAUGGUGUUCGCAAGGGCGGGCCGGGUACCCGCUCGCCCAAAACUCUGUCCUCGGUCGAAGAACUUCCGCGACAAUCUCUUCUCUCGCCUCAGGAAAAGCAGUGCGAAGAGCAUUUCUGCUCGACUCAUUCGCGCGAUCCAAAUGGACGGUACGUCGUGCGUCUUCCUUUCAAGGAAACACCUCCUCUCAAUAUCGGUAGCUCAAGAUUUCGCGCCGAGAAAUUGUUGCAUACGCUCACGCGUCGCUUUCACGACAAGCCGGAAGUCGCGAAGGAGUAUCAUGAUUUUCUAUCACAAUACGAGCUUUUGGGGCACAUGCGGCCAGCUCCGCUACCUCAAAAUCAAUCCGAACAACUCGUGUACCUUUCUCACCACGGGGUAAUCCGGGAGGAUAGCUCUACCACGCAUCUCCGCGUUGUAUUCAACGCUUCGAGCGUUACUUCCAACGGCACAUCGUUGAACGACCAUUUACAUGCCGGGCCGAAAUUACAAACAGAUAUUACCUCCAUCAUAUUACAAUGGCGACGAUAUAAAUAUGUGUAUUCUUCCGAUAUAGCGAAAAUGUAUCGCCAAAUUCGCGUCGACUCUCGAGAUAUAAAUUAUCAGCGCAUUCUUUGGAAACCGUUGCCUUCAGAGUCCGUGACCGAUUACCAGUUGCUCACUGUAACGUAUGGUAUGGCCUGCGCGCCGUAUCUCGCACUUCGUGUUUUGAAACAGCUGGUCGUCGAUGAAGGUCGGAAUUUUCCGCUGGCGGUUCCUAUCCUUCGCGAUAACAUUUACGUUGAUGAUGUCCUGUUCGGAGCCGACGAUCCUAAUAUCAUUCGGAAAACGCGUGACCAGCUCAUCGCUCUGUUGACCCGCGGUGGUUUCGAGCUUCACAAAUGGGCGAGCAAUUCUCCCUCACUCCUCGAUGAUAUCGAUAUCGAGAAUCACGGCCUGGCCGGUAAAAAACCCCUCUCUCCUGACGAACGACUGAAUAUUCUCGGCAUCGGGUGGCACCCUGCGACAGACGUGUUCGAGUUUCGCGUGUCGUUGGACAAUGGCAUCCCGAGUACGAAGCGCACGAUCUUAUCCGCCAUUGCUAAAUUUUAUGACCCGUUAGGCUGGGUCACUCCGGUAACCAUCACGGCUAAAACCUUAAUGCAAAACCUAUGGCGAAUCAAGCUCGAAUGGGAUGAGCGGAUUCCCGAAACUCUCUUGACAAAAUGGAGAGAAAUUUACUCCCGACUUCGGCAUCUCGGCGAUUUGCAGAUCACGCGCUGGACCGGCAUCGGACCGGAUACUCGUCAUGCGGAAAUCCAAGGGUUCGCUGACGCGUCAAACAAAGCCUACGCCGCGGUUGUUUAUGUUAAAAUAGUCUCGGCGUCUGGUCAAACCACGAUUACUUUGCUAAUCGGCAAAUCGAAAGUCGCGCCGUUAAAGUAUACCGCUCAGUAUACCGCGGUUGGAAUUGUCUGCGUCGACGGUGAAUGGAGACACGUGCCUACCGAGGACAAUCCAGCGGAUUGCGCUUCACGCGGAAUGCUCGGCAAUGAGAUACUCGAACACUCGCUAUGGUGGCACGGCCCUUCGUGGCUGCACUUCGAAGCUGAUAAAUGGCCAUGUCGCGAUACGUGCACGCCUCCGUCGGCUCCUCUUGAGGAAAGAGUUAUUUCAUUGCAAUGCUCUAAACCGCAAGACCAGUGGGAUCUCGCUGAGAG